AUGUCAUCACCCACUUCACCAGCUAUUGGCAUUGUAUCGGCCAACAUCAAAUUGUUCAAUAGUAAAUCUGACAAUGAAUCCUCAACAUUAAAUAAACCUACUCCUAUAACAAGAAAUAAAAAUAACACAGAUUGUCAAAAUGUACCACCACCACUUCCACCAAAACCAAAUAAAAAACCUACUCUACCAGUUAGCAAUAGGCUGGAUAUUUCACCUUCUAAUUCAUCGACUCAUUUUUCAAUACCUAAUUAUAACUCCAAUAAUUUGCUACCACCUCCUUUACCGCCUACUGCUCCACCGCGACCUCUAAGUAGACAUGCCACUUUUAGUCACGCUAAAACUCAAUUUAAUAACAGUAAUAAUACAAAUACUAAUCAUAAAAAGCCAUUAAGUGCUUCACAUACUGGGUCAUCCUCUUCUUCAAUAACAACUUCUAUUUCACCUAUUGCAGCUCAAAAAGUGGGUCAACAUUAA
Molecule: messenger RNA, 474 nt
Organism: Cokeromyces recurvatus
Lineage: Eukaryota; Fungi; Mucoromycota; Mucoromycetes; Mucorales; Mucoraceae
Exons: 1
Coding region: 1-474 (157 amino acids)
Source: RefSeq, a predicted model, not a curated record